AUGUUUCCUAAAUCUUGUGAUGAAUUUUUUCAAUGUCGUCUCUUCAAAAAAAAGUUCCUAGGAACCUCAACGAGAUUUUUAUAUAUUUUUAUGGAUAAAGUUGUUGUGAAUAAGGUAAGAUAGAGAUUAAUUUUCUUCCAAGGAAUCUAAUCGUAAGAGAACAGAUCGUGUUUUUAAUGUAGAAAAUACUAACAGAAUAGUAUGGAAAUAUACGACAGAAUAGCCAAUAAAGUUAAAAGGACUAACAUUUGACAAUGGUAAUGUUUAAUAGGACUACUAUGGAGAAGAUGAUGUACUUCGUGAAUUAAAAAAACAUAUCUCAAAGUUAUUCUUUUAAGCUAAAGUACAAGAAGAAUAUUUAGCUUUAUAAGUAAUUGGAUAAGGAAAUUAUGCUUUAGUAUAAAUCAAACUCAUUUAUAUAUAGGUUCUUGAAUUAUAACAUUUACACUCUAAUCAAAAGUUUGCUUCAAAAUGCAUAGAUAAGAAAAAACUUUAGACAAUUGAAUAAGGAAUGGUAAUAAAUUUGUUUAUUUUAAAUAGGAAUCAGUGUUGAAUGAAAUCUCAAUAAUGAGAAUUUUAAGUCCACAUGAAUAACUCAUAAAUUUGAUUGAAGUUUAUGAAGGAGAUAAUAACAUAUAUUUGAUAAUGGACUUAGCUUAAGGAGGAAGUUUAUAUAAGGAAAUGAAAAAUAAGUUGACUCUUUAUAGUAGAAAAGAAGUCUAAAAAGUAAAUAUUAUAAUUUAAAUUAAAGAUAAUGUAUUAAAUAUUAUCUGGAUUAAAAUAUAUUCAUUCUAAAGGAAUUAUGCAUAGAGAUCUUAAACCAGAAAAUAUUCUCUUCAAAGAUAAGGGGAAUAUCGGUUCUUUAACUAUUGCUGAUUUUGGUUUAUCAGUCAAAGUAGACUCUUAUCCUUAUCUUUAUCCUAAAUGUGGUACUCCUGGGUUUGUUGCACCUGAAAUAGUUAAUAUGAUAGAUAAAACCUAAUCAUAUUCUACAGCUUGUGAUAUAUUUUCUGCUGGUGUUAUUUUUCAUAUCUUACUUUUGGGAGAAGGUUUAUUUGUUGGUAAUGGACAUCAAGAAAUAUUAAGAAUGAACAAAUAGUUCUAGGUUGAUUUUGGAAGAAAUAAAUACUAAUAAUUAGAUUCUGAUGCCAGAGAUUUAUUGUAAACUUAAAUACUAUUUUUAGGUUUAAAAUGAUAGCUUAGGAUCCAGAAAAUAGGUAUACAGCAGCCUAAUCUAUUAUUCAUCCCUUUUUUUAAAAUGAAAUGGCUCCCUAAUUUUAAAUUAAAAUUUAAGAUUCUCCAACCAAAGCUUCUUUUGAUCACUAUUUAGACACAUAUAAUAGUCCUGAUCAAAAGUUAAUGAACAAGGAUCGUAAAAAUUUAUCAAUUGUUACUCGAACUCCAAUCUAUGCUCCUAAGGCUAGUACACCUGAAAUACCUUAAUAAAAAUCCAUCAUGGAAGAACUAAGUCCACUCAGUUCAUUUUCUUUAGAUUAGCAACGUAAUGAAACAAAUAAAGAAGAUUAAUUCUAAUUUGAUAUUACUAAGUGA
Molecule: messenger RNA, 1551 nt
Organism: Paramecium sonneborni
Lineage: Eukaryota; Ciliophora; Oligohymenophorea; Peniculida; Parameciidae
Source: the annotation of a GenBank genome assembly